CGCGAAAAUGGGCAAAGGCACGGACAAGCUUUAUAUUACACAUUCUGAAUGGGCCUCCGAAGACGCGUACUCAGCCAGCGCUGGCGCUGGAGUCGGGAAAGCUAGACGCGGCGUUGGUGAAGCCUCCUUCAAGCGACUUCCUUUCAGAUUCUGCUCCCUCUCACUCCAACCGUUCGAACAUCCCGUCUGCACGCAAUCCGGCACGAUCUUCGACUUGACCAGCAUCCUUCCCUGGAUUAAGAAGCAUGGGACAAACCCUGUUGACGGAACACCGUUGAAGGGCUCUGACUUAAUCAAGCUAACGAUUGCGAAGAACGAUGCCGGCGAGUAUAUUGAUCCCGUUACGUACAAGGUUCUCACGGACAACACGCAUGUAGUUGCGCUGCGAAAUACGGGGAAUGUCUUUGCGUGGGAUACAAUUGAACGGCUGAAUAUUAAAGGAAAGAUGUGGCGAGAUCUUGUCUCGGACGAGGAAUUCACGCGCAAGGAUAUUAUUACGCUGCAGGAUCCGCAGAAUAUCGAGUCGAGGGAUUUGAGUCGGUUUAAUCAUAUCAAGGAGGGAGAGAGUGGAUUAUCGGAUGAGCAGCUGAGAGAGAGAGAGGAUCCGUCGAGGAAUGUAAAUGUCAAUGCUCUGGGGAGCUCGGCGAAGAUCCUCAAAGCGAGGGAGGCGGUUGCUAAAGCGCGGCAAGAAAGGGCUCAGAAGGCUGGGAAUGCAGCUUCUACUCCAGUGGCUAAGACCGAUGCGCCGGUGAAGUCAGCACAGAAGACCGCUUCGUAUCAAUCUGGUAAACCUGUGCCUUAUAAUGCCGCGAGAUACACGACUGGCUUGGCGGCUGCAUCAUUUACAAGCACAGGAAUGACGCCACACACCUCGGCUGAACUUGCCUUACUUUCGGAUGAGGACUACAUGUUGAAGAGAGGUCGGGUAAAGCAAAAGGGCUACGCUCGGAUAUCGACCACAUCCGGCGACAUCAACCUGGAAUUACACACGGAGUAUGCGCCCAAGGCCGUCUGGAACUUUAUCAAGCUCGCAAAGAAGGGAUACUACAAGGACGUGACAUUUCACCGCAAUAUCAAAGGUUUUAUGAUUCAAGGAGGGGACCCUACGGGCACUGGCCGCGGCGGUGAGAGCAUCUGGGGCAAGUACUUCAACGACGAGUUCGAGGGCCCUCUAAAGCAUGAUUCACGGGGGACACUAAGCAUGGCGAAUAAAGGCAAGAAUACGAACAGCAGCCAGUUCUUCAUCGCCUACCGCGCCCUCCCUCACCUCAACCUCAAACACACAAUAUUCGGCCACGUAAUCGACGAUCCAACCCCCUCCUCGCCAACCCUCAACAAGCUCGAAACUCACCCCGUCAACCCAACAACCAACAGACCAACUCCAGACAUCCGCAUCGUCGACGUCACAAUAUUCGUCGACCCAUUUGAAGAAUUCCUCAAACAGAAGAAACAAUCCGAACAGUCAGCCGAGAAUGAGGCAAAUAGAACAGCUGAAAAUGACGAGGAAGGUUCUCGCCGCGCUGAAGAUGACCAGAUUACUUGGACUGGAAAGCGAGUUCGAGGUCCUGGUGCGAGCAAGGAGGAGAGUUCUACGACUGUCGGCAAAUAUCUGAAGGCUGCGCUCUCUGAAAGAGCUGCGCACGAUGAGGAUGAGAUUGUGGAGUUUGUGGAUGAAGAGCCAACGUCGGAACCGGCGAAGAAGAAAUUCAAGGGGAUCGGUGGGUUCGGUGAUUUUAGCUCCUGGGAUUAG
This is a messenger RNA of Aspergillus nidulans FGSC A4, 1750 nucleotides long. Its product is annotated as PPIL2 family peptidylprolyl isomerase. The coding region runs from base 8 to 1750 and encodes 580 amino acids. Gene Ontology annotation, molecular function: ubiquitin-protein transferase activity; peptidyl-prolyl cis-trans isomerase activity; ubiquitin protein ligase activity. The record is from RefSeq and is a predicted model, not a curated record. Gene Ontology annotation, cellular component: nucleus. Gene Ontology annotation, biological process: protein folding; protein ubiquitination. The transcript has 4 exons. NCBI's taxonomy places the organism in Eukaryota, Fungi, Ascomycota, Eurotiomycetes, Eurotiales, Aspergillaceae.